UUUGUAAGUGUUUACUGCUGAUUUACUGUCAUAUAAGAAUAAUAUAAUAAGGAACAUAAAAAUAAAUAAAAUAAGUUAUAUUACAGAGAAAUAAUACAAGACAUUAUUUAAAAUGACUGUUAAUGAGAAUACUGAAGAUGACCCAGAGCAAAUUGCUGGAUCAAAUUCAGAUUUAGCUGAAAGUGAAAAAGCUGUUCUACUAACAUUCAUUCAGGAAAUCCAAGAAAAACUUGCCCAGAAAAAAGAACUAAGAGCUAAAAACACAAAUGCCUCGAGCAACAGACCUAGUGACUCAUCUUUUAGUAAACUAGAUUCAAGUUUGAAGAAAAAUACAGCAUUUGUUAAAAAAAUUAAGAACUUUUCUUCAUCAUGUGUAGAAGGCUACCUUAAGGAUAUGGCUGGUUUGAAUUUAUCUAAAUACAUAUCAGAAAUUGCAGCCGCAAUAGUUGACUCAAAACUUAAAAUGAGUGAUGCUCCAGCUGCAGUAAAGCUAUGUAGUGUUUUACACCAAACCUAUGCUGAUUUCUCACAACAUCUUUUCGAAAACUGGCAGAAAAUUUUAGCUAUUAAGGUUGGAGACAAAAUUCCCAACCCCAGUAAAUUACGUGUUGAUUUAAGAUUUUAUGCUGAUCUGUUACAAGCAGGAAUAUUUUCAAAUAAGAAUGCUCUAUCACUACUCGGCUCUGUUUUAACAACUUUGAUCAACAUGGAUAAAGAGGAACAUUUCAAUAUUGCUAUUAUUUUGAGUUUUUGUAGACAUUGUGGAGAUGAUUAUGCAGGACUUGUACCUCGAAAGAUGAAAGAAUUUUCUACCAAAUACAAUAUGGAAAUACCAAAAAGUGCAUUUCUACCUUCUGAGAAGCAACAAAAUGUUAGAGCUUUACUAAAAGACUACUAUGUUUCACUUUGUAAACAUUUGGUAAAAGAUCACAUUGAGAUGCAAAAUUUUGAGAGGCAGAACAUGAGAAUACUUCAGACCAAAGGAGAGUUAAGUCAAGAAAGAAAGGAAAAACUUGAACAAUUGCAAUCAGCAUAUGAAAAGUUGUUAGCUAAUACUCAAAAUUUUUCUGAUAUAUUAGAUGAAGAUAUGCCUACAUUAAGAACACAAAACUUGCCAAAGGGAGAUGAAAACAUGAUCGUAACUGGUUCAGGUACUGAUUUAGAAGAUGGAACCGGUAACGUAGAAAAUAUAUGGUGUGAUAUAGAAACUCAAAAGUUUUACUGUGAUUUGCCAGAACUGACUGUAUUUCUUCCUACAGCAUUUUUAAACAAAGGGCAGACUCCUCCUCCAGCUGAAACUGCCGUGACGGAAGAAGUUUUGGAUAGCGAUUUACCUGUAGAGGAAUUGGAAGACGAUAGUAAAGCAGAAGAACCCCCAAUUACCGAGGAAGAAAUAGAAGAUCCAACUUCAACAACUGCCAGCAAUAAAAUAGUGUUAGAAGCUUUUUUAAACAAUUUACCUAAUUGCGUAAACAGAGAAAUGAUCGACAAUGCAGCAAUAGAUUUUCUGGUUACAUUGAACAACAAACAUAAUCGUAAGAAAUUGGUUCGUAGUUUGUUUGGAGUAAACCGCACCAGAUUAGAUCUGCUUCCGUUUUAUGCACGGUUUGUUGCUAUUUUGCAUCCUGCAGUUCCUGAAGUAGGAAGCGAGCUAUGUCAAAUGUUACGACAGGAUUUUAAGUAUCAUGUUAGGAAAAAAGAUCAGAUAAACAUAGAAUCGAAAAUUAAAGUCGCUAGGUUUAUAGGGGAACUUGUAAAAUUUAAAUUAUAUUCUAAAAUAGAAGCUCUCUACUGCCUGAAAGUUUUACUUCAUGAUUUUUCUCAUCAUCACAUAGAAAUGGCAUGUAAUUUGUUGGAAGUCUGCGGAAGAUUCUUAUACUGUAGUCCAGACUCUUACCAAAGAACUAAAGUGUAUAUAGAACAAAUGAUGAGAAAAAAGGCAGUUAUGGCAUUGGAUUCGAGAUACGUAACACAGAUUGAAAAUGCUUACUACUAUGUUAAUCCUCCUGAAGUCGUUACAAUUACGAAAAAAGAGAGACCUGUGAUGCAUCAAUUUAUAAGAAAGUUACUCUAUCAGGAUUUACAGAAGAAUAAUACCGACAAAAUUAUGAGACUUAUGAGAAAAUUAGAUUGGGCCAAUCCAGAAAUCGCUGCUUAUGCUGUAAAAUGUUUGACAGGUGCUCAUAAUCUUAAAUAUUUCAAUAUUAGGUGCUUAGCAAAUCUAUUAGCAGGUCUAGUUGCCUAUCAAGAAGAGGUUGGAACUAAAGUUGUAGAUGGUGUUUUAGAAGAUAUUAGAUUAGGUAUGGAAGUAAAUCUUCCCAAGUACAACCAAAGACGAAUAGCUCAAGUCAAAUAUCUUGGAGAAUUAUACAAUUAUAGAAUGGUAGAAAGUUCAGAUGUUUUUAAAGUUUUAUAUUCAAUAAUAUCAUUUGGAGUUUCAAUGGAUCCUACUGAGCCUUCUCCACUUGAUCCGCCCCAUCAUUUAUUUAGAAUUCGACUGGCCUCCGUGCUUUUAGAAACCUGCGGAACAUAUUUUAGUAGUGGUAGCAGUAAACGGAAGCUUGACUACUAUUUAGCAUUUUUACAAGCAUAUUACUGGUUUAAAAAGAAAAUGUGGCAAGAAGGAUUCCCUCCAAUACUUGAACAUAUCUUUAAAGAUACCCUAACUACUUUGAGGCCCAAACUGAAACUUUGUCAAAGUUACGAUGAGGCGAUCGAAGAAUUAAACAAUAUCAAAGUGGCGUUAGGUAUAGAAAAAUUACUGGAAAUCGAUCAUGGAACCGUAGAAGAAGAUGGAUUAGACACAAUAACGGAAACUGAUAACGAAGAAGUAGCAGAGGAUGAGACAUCUGAAGGAGUAACGGGUCCUGUGACUGAUGACACUGCCACGGAAGAUGAAACAGUUGAUAACACUCAAGGAUCGGAUGAUGAAGGUGAAAAUAUGACUAGUGAAGCCGAACAAGAUCCAGUUUCAGAAUCUUUGGCGAUACCCAAAGGACCCAAAAAGGUUGACUGUGCUGAAGAUGACGAAUUUCUAAAUGCUCUUGAUAAAAUGGUUUCGGAAAAUAUCCAGGAGCGCAUGAAGGAGCCUGUUAAAUCCGGAAAUAUUGACAUUUCUGUUCCAGUUGUUCUUAAGUCUAACGUUAAACGAACUUACGAACAGUUACAGGAAACUCCAGAUGAAAGCACCCAGGGGAAAAUUGGAUUCGUACUUAUGGUACGUAAAGGUAACAAACAGCAAUAUAAACAGUUUGAAGCUGAUGUUGAUUCAGAAUUAGCACAAAAUCUUAGAGACCAAGAGCAGGCUCAAAGGGAAGAGAAGGAGAAAGUCAAACGUCUUACGUUAAACAUAACAGAGAGAUUCGAAGAGGAAGACUAUCAAGAAAUGAUGCAACAACAAAACAAGCCUAUUACCCAAAAUUUAAAUCGAGAAAGAAAAAAAUAUCAACAUCUUAAAGGUACCCCAGAUGCUGACUUAAUAUUUGGUCCUAAAAAAGUUCGAUAAAGAAUAUGUAAGUACCACAGAAGGAAUUAACUAUUGGAACUCAAAUUGAACUGAGGAUUUUAAAAGAAAUAAAACGCUGUAGACUAGUUGUGGUUUGAAGUUAAGAUUUUUUUGAGAAUUACGUCCUUUAUGAAGUAUUUAAGAAGUUUUUUUACGAUUGUGAGUGACGUUUUGUUUAAAUUUUCUAAAUAAAUUAGCAGUUUACUUAUUGUUGAA
Messenger RNA from Diabrotica balteata, 3721 nucleotides. Lineage: Eukaryota; Metazoa; Arthropoda; Insecta; Coleoptera; Chrysomelidae. The record is from the annotation of a GenBank genome assembly.